UAACCCUCGAGGAUUAUAUGCUAACGAAUUAAUGGCAAAUGGAUGUGACCCAUGUUGCGCAAUUUGGCCGACUUUCUUAUGUCCAUGUAGUGAUUGAUACCUACUCUCAAUUUAUAUGGGCUACUGCCCAAAGUGGAGAAACAACCAAUCAUGUAAUUAAUCAUCUUUUAGAAGCCUUUGCGGUAAUGGGAUUACCUAGUAUUAUUAAAACCGAUAAUGGUCCUGCUUAUAUUAGUAACAAAUUUAAAUCCUUUUAUGAUCAAUAUAAUAUUGUUCAUAAAACAGGCAUUGAAUAUAACCCACAAGGACAGGCAAUCGUAGAACGAGCUAAUGGCACAUUAAAAUUACAAAUUAAAAAAUUAAAACGGAGGAAAAGGAAUCCUCUUCUAGCCUUUACACAAUCUAAUGCACGAUCUAUUUUAAAUCAGGCCUUGUUUACCCUGAAUUUCUUAAAUCUCCCACAAGGAGAUAUUUUGUCCAGAGCAGAAAAACAUUUCAUCGAAGGAGAAACUACCUCCUCCCUGUUAAAAGAGGCAAUAUGGUAUAAGCCAGCUGCGGAUGCAGAAUGGCAACCAGAAUUGUUACUUUAUAGAGGAAAGGGUUAUGCUUAUGUCUCUACAGAGAAUGGACAGAUUUGCUCUUGGAUCCCCGCGCGAUGGCUCCAGCCACGGACCAAUUCGGACGGUACCGUACCGACGACGGGAUCGCGCUCCGGGCCCUGAUCUUCCAUUACAAGCCAUGGCACAUCUGAGUCUGGGCCCUUGCCGCCGCCGUCAUACGUUUGCUAUUACUUUUCCCACUUGGGGACAGAUAAAAAAGCUUAGUGGGGAAGGGCAAAAUCUUUUGCAGCGUACUGGAAAGGCUCAUUCACCUGAGAAUCUAUUUUUGGCCAUGUGCGCCCUCCUCACUGUUUCUUCUUCAGCUGAGGUCACUAAUGUAAGCUAUUGGGCCUAUAUACCUAAUCCCCCAAUGAUGGAGCCUACCCCCUGGGGCUCUGCGGAUAUCUCCGUUUAUACGGUUCCUCCAAUAUUAUCUCCGCCUUGGAAAAACUUCACUUCUCUUAAUCGUGAUGAUGGUGCUCCUUUUAAUUUCUCUUACAAAGGGGAUGGCCCUUACAUAUGUUUGGGGCCUUCUCCUUGUUUGGAGAUGAAUUGGCAAAAUUGGAUUCUGCCUGGCAAUAGUACUCUUACUUCUAGGACCCAACUACAAAGGCUUGAAGCCUGGUCCCUGAAUAUGACUUGGGAAGACGUUACUUUUGUAGAAUUUCCCUCCCUUCCUACUUGUCCUGAUUUUACAUAUCGGGAACAUGGAUAUAAGCCGUUUGUAUGGCAAGAAUGUGUUGGGAGAUUUGCAAAGCGUUAUAAGGAUUUCAUCAUGUGGGGGCCUUAUGGUCAAUUUUUUACAAAUUGCUCUGAAUGGAAUAAAACAUAUUGUAGUCCUUUAUUAUCUCAUAGGAUUCCAUCAAGGAAGAGUCGAACACUGAAGAGUCAGACAGAAAUAAUACAGAGUGACCGUCUAAUGGCUUGGGGAGACGGCGAAAUUGCAGAUCCUCGAAUCGCACAUCGAAAAUUUCCUGAUCAUAUUCAAACGCACCUCUGGAAGAUUGCAGCUGCUCUCCGACCUAUUCGACUGUAUCAGGGACAAUACGUUGGCACUUCUAGAUCCCCAUCUAAUUAUACUUCUUCUUCUUUUAAAGAAACUAAUAUUACAGCCUGUGUACCUUUGCCUUACCUCUUCCUAGUGGGAAAACUUAAUUUUAAUAAUGGAAUUAGCUGUAUAAACUGUCAGUUAUAUUCUUGUCUUAAUACCUCGGUUUCCGUUGGGUCAGAUCAUGUCAUUAUGAUACUGCAGCAACGCUCUCAUAUAUGGCUUCCUGUUAAUUUAGAAAGGCAUUGGGCUCAAAAUCCUGUGGAUAUAUUUGUCAUGGAAUUCUUUAAGAAAAUUUUACAACGAACCAAAAGAUUUCUUGGUCUAGUUGUAGCGACCAUUUUGAGUCUAAUUACUGUCACUACAUUGGCCGCAAUUUCAGGGAUUGCGUUAUAUACCUCGCUACAGACUAAACACUUUGUAGAAAUCUGGCAUCAAGAUUCUCGAGAUUUAUGGCUUUCUCAAACUAUGAUAGAUACUCGGUUACAAACACAGAUUGAUGUUCUUAAACAAACUGUGAGUUGGUUAGGAAAAAAGGUAUUGACUCUAGAACGACAAAUCUGGCUACAUUGUGAUUGGAAUUCUACAACUUUUUGUGUGACUAAUUUAAAAUAUAAUGAGUCUCAACAUGAAUGGAGUAUCGUUCAAAAUUAUCUGGAGGGUAAUUCUUCCGCUAUAGAUAUGAUUAAUAAUCUGCAGACCAAUGUACAAGAAGUGUUUGGAAAAUCAUUUCAAACCGAGGAUGCUGCGAAUUUAGCAGAUAUAUUUCUUAAAAAUUUAGAUAAGCAUUUAGAAGGGUUAGACCCAAAAGGAAUUAUACAAAGUCUGGGGCACACUGCUGGAGGCAUUGGCCUUGUCUUACUUAUUAUAAUGGUUUGUCUUAUUUUAUUAUAUUUUUGUCAUCUUCGACCUACAAGGAGUUCUCUCGUCACCCUGUGGAAGGCUAUGUUGUUACAACAAAAGAAAAAGGAGGGAAUUGAGGUGGCACAAGUGGGUUAGCUUUUUAGCCCCCGGGCCUUUGGGGCUGCUGAGGUGGCCAUGGAAACCAGGCAAACCUGAUGUAGGGGGAGAAAACGUUCUCCCCCCCGUGGAUCACGAGGCAGGCCCUGGAGGCCUGGGAUGGCGGGAGUUGGCUUUAAAUGUAUGUUGACUUAUUAACUUUAAAGAACAAAACACAUUGUCUUCCAGGGAUGGGUGAUUACGGGAAUUCUUUAAUAGGCCAGCGUCAAUAGGCUAGAGUUUCCAUUUCGCAGUGUUCCCAAUUAUAGUUUUAAUGUGUUCCCUAUUCUAGUUUCAAUGGCUCUUGUUGAUCACGUUCUGUUCUUGACUCACUAUUGUUAUUUGAUUUCUUCUACUAUAAAAGUAUGGGAAAAAUAAACCGCAACAUGCAGUUGCAAGUGCUGCCUUUGCUCUGCAUCCCCUGUGUCCUGGCUUCUUUGUAGACCCCUACCCAGGGACCCCAACGCACUAGACGUUGACAAGUGGCGCCCGAACAGGGACUCUGAAGGACGCUCAGGAGGGAGAAUGGACAGAUUUGCUCUUGGAUCCCCGCGCGAUGGCUCCAGCCACGGACCAAUUCGGACGGAUUCCAUCAAGGAAGAGUCGAACACUGAAGAGUCAGACAGAAAUAAUACAGAGUGACCGUCUAAUGGCUUGGGGAGACGGC
This is a messenger RNA of Neomonachus schauinslandi (Hawaiian monk seal), 3313 nucleotides long. Its product is annotated as endogenous retrovirus group K member 7 Env polyprotein-like. The coding region runs from base 559 to 2646 and encodes 695 amino acids. Gene Ontology annotation, molecular function: structural molecule activity. The transcript is spliced from 3 exons. NCBI's taxonomy places the organism in Eukaryota, Metazoa, Chordata, Mammalia, Carnivora, Phocidae. The record is from RefSeq and is a predicted model, not a curated record.